AUGAUUACAAAUCCCAGAAGGCGGCCUUUCCCCGACCUCAGAUUCUUCGAUUCGGGCGUCGUCGGUGUUGGAAUGAGCAGUUUGUUGGUGCCCCUGCAAGGAGUGGCAUCAGAAUGCAUCAGGAACAUCCGAAGUCGUGGGGAUGCCGCUGCCAGGCUCUGGGUGCUCAUGUCGUGCUAUAUGGAUAAUGAGGGCCAUUUCUGCCGAGAGCUUCUCGUGUGUGUGAGAGACCCUGAGAGGGAUGCCUCUUUGCUGUCGUCUGUGACCAUCUUCCUAGAGGCUAAUGGUGAACUCCAGCUACGGCCGAUGAACAUCGUAGGGAGCUACUCGAAACUAUCGUAA
Molecule: messenger RNA, 342 nt
Organism: Perkinsus marinus ATCC 50983
Lineage: Eukaryota; Perkinsozoa; Perkinsida; Perkinsidae
Exons: 3
Coding region: 1-342 (113 amino acids)
Source: RefSeq, a predicted model, not a curated record